CGGUUGGUAGGUUCUGUGUUCGAACCUCCGUGCCACCAUUUUAAUAUUUUGUUAGACUUUGUAUAUUUUAGUUUUCCUACUUUUUAGUUUAUCAUAAAAGGUAAAAGGUUAUACCUUUCCCAAAAAUCAAACAACAGACACACACAGCAACUAAAACCCUUAUCCCCAAAACCAAAUUUCAAUCUUCAUCAGUUCUUCUCCUAUUCUUUCCAAUUUCAUUUUUUAUUUUCAUUAUCAUCGUUCACUAAUCUCAGAACACAGUUGUCAUCUUUUGUUAAUUGGUAUACAUAGCUGUUUCAUCUGGGGGAUUUAACUGGAAGAAGAAAAAGGAUGGGAAAACUGUAAAAGAAGCUCAUGAACACUUAAAAGUGAGGAAUUGUCUUAAAUCUUGUGAAUCGGAUGGAUAAGUUUGUCACCAGGUUAAAACGCGGACAACCAAGCUCUAGUUCUACUAUUCCACCUGCUACUUCAUCCAUACCUUCGGAAGUUCAGAGGGAUACAAAUCCUUCAAAUAUCAAUUUCAAUUAUUUGAAAGCAGACCCGGCAAACAGAAGGCCUGUUGCAGAAUAUGACCCUAAUAUACGUGAUGAAGUUAGAAGAUAUUAUAUUCAAAAAGGACCUUGUCAGCCUAUGAAUCAUUAUUUUCCUAAAACUCAGUUUGGGAAGAAAAAGAAAACAAUGCGUCAGUUUCAUCCUGGUUGGUUCAAAGGUCGACAUUCCAAGUGGUUAGAGUACAGUAUAUCAAAAGAUGCUGCUUAUUGUUUGUGUUGCUAUUUGUUUAAAAAUGAGCAUGAUGUUCGUGGAAAUAUGGGAGAUGCUUUUACGAAAAAGGGUUAUAAGGGUUGGAACAAGGCUAAGGAAAGAUUCAAAACUCAUAUUGGAGAGGUAAAUAGCAUCCACAACAAGUGUUUCAACAUGAUGAUUGAUAUGAUAAAUCAAUCACAAUCAAUUCGCACUUCUUUUGACAAGCGUAAGGAGAAAGACAAAAAUGAAUCUCGACAUCGCUUGGGUGCUUCAAUUGAUGUGGCAAGGUUUCUCUUAAGAUUAGGAUUGCCGUUUCGUGGUCAUGAUGAGAGCAUAUCAUCUACAAAUAGAGGUAUAUUUCUUGAACUUUUGCAAUGGUAUGGAGCCAUGAAUCAGGAAGUUGGAAGCAUUAUAUUACAAAAUGCUCCAAAAAAUGAAAUGAUGUGUUGUCCAAAAAUUCAAAAAGAUAUUGUUGAUGCUUGUGCAAACGAAACAAUCAAAGCUAUUAUUGAAGACCUGGAUGGUGAUUAUUUCGGAAUACUGGUUGAUGAAUCGAAGGAUAUAUCACACAAGGAGCAAAUGGCACUUGUUCUACGAUAUGUUGACAAAAAAGGUGAAGUGAUAGAGCGAUUUGUUGGUAUUGUCCAUGUUAAUGAUACAUCUGCACGAUCAAUGAAGGAAACAAUCUAUUCUUUUCUUUCGGAUCACUCAUUAAGUCCAUCCCAAAUACGUGGACAAGGUUAUGAUGGUGCUAGUAACAUGCAAGGAGAACUAAAUGGUCUUAAAAGUUUAAUUUUGCGUGAUACUCCAUCUGCAUAUUCCACCCAUUGUUUUGCUCACCAAUUGCAGUUGACACUUAUGGCUCUUGCGAAGAAAAAUAUAGAUGUGGAUGAUUUUUUUUGUAUAGUUACUAAUGUAUUGAAUAUUGUUGGAGCAUCUUAUAAGCGCAGGGAUUUGCUCAGACAACAUCAAGCUGCAAAGUUAGAAGAGUUGCUCAUUUCUGGUGAAGUGCACACAGGACGGGGACUAAAUCAAGAACGUGGGCUUCAACGACCAGUUCUGAAGAAGACAAAUUAUUUGAACUGCUCAUUACAGAAGAUGGAUCAAGAUAUUGUCAAUGCUAUGGGGCUGCUCAAUACUGCAAAGCAAGAAUUGCAAAUGAUGAGGGAUAGGGGAUGGAAAUCAUUACUCGAUGAUGCCUUUUCUUUUUGUAAUAACCAUGAGAUAUUUAUUCCGAAGAUGGAUGCUAACUACAUUCCUGGGAAGUCGAAACGUAGAGCUCUUGAUGUUACAUAUUCUCAUCAUUUUCGUGUUGGAAUUUUUUAUCCUGUUAUUGAUUUGCUGCUUCAGGAGCUUAAUAAUCGUUUCGACACUGUUAGUACUGAUUUACUUCUUGGUAUGGCUUGUUUACAUCCAGCUAAGUCAUUUGGUAAUUUUGAUAAGAAAAAGGUAAUGAGGUUGGCUGAAUAUUAUCCGAAUGAGUUUGAUAGCAACAAGCUUCGAGAUCUCAGUUGCCAACUUGAUAAUUUCAUAGUGUAUGUUCGAGGUUCUGAUAAGAGAUUUUUCAAUAUGAAGGGUAUUACUGAUCUUGCUAAAGUACUAGUUCAAUCAGAAUUGCAUCAGACCUGGCCACUUGUUUAUUUGCUUAUCAAGUUGACUCUUAUUCUUCCAGUUGCUACUGCUUCUGUGGAACGAGCUUUCUCAUCGAUGAAGUACAUCAAAAAUGAACUCCGCAGCAGUAUGAGUGAUGAAUUUUUAAAUGGUUGUUUAGUCUGCUAUGUAGAGCGUGGGAUAUUUGCAACUAUAAGUAAUGAUGCUAUUAUUCAUCAUUUUCAGAAAAUGAAAAGUCGUCGAGCGCAGUUGUGAUUUGUGACUGCAGGUCUUUUUUUUGGAUCAGACUUGAGACUAAGUCUUUUUUUUUUUGGGAUCGGACUUGUGACUUCUGACUAGAAGUCUUUUUUAUCAGACUUGAGACUAAGUCUUUUUUUUUUUUUUUGGAUCGGACUUGUGACUACUGACUAGAAGUCUUUCUUUUGUAUGAAACUUGUGAUUAAAAGCCUCUUUUGGUAAUGAUAAUAUUAGUUGCAGUUUUCUUUAGUGUUGCAUUCAAAUAGUUGUGCAUUUAUAUUAUGUCAUCGUUA
Messenger RNA from Lycium barbarum (goji berry), 2885 nucleotides. RefSeq lists its product as uncharacterized. The transcript is spliced from 4 exons. The record is from RefSeq and is a predicted model, not a curated record. NCBI's taxonomy places the organism in Eukaryota, Viridiplantae, Streptophyta, Magnoliopsida, Solanales, Solanaceae. Bases 400 to 2610 code for a protein of 736 amino acids. Gene Ontology annotation, molecular function: protein dimerization activity.